This is a messenger RNA of Triticum aestivum (bread wheat), 1613 nucleotides long. Its product is annotated as probable alpha-mannosidase At5g66150. Gene Ontology annotation, molecular function: alpha-mannosidase activity. Gene Ontology annotation, biological process: mannose metabolic process. NCBI's taxonomy places the organism in Eukaryota, Viridiplantae, Streptophyta, Magnoliopsida, Poales, Poaceae. The transcript is spliced from 2 exons. The coding region runs from base 814 to 1248 and encodes 144 amino acids. The record is from RefSeq and is a predicted model, not a curated record.
CUCUUCUCUUAUCUUAAAUAAGAGAAAACAAGCCUUUUCUUAUGAGUUCUCUCUCCUCCACCUCAUCAUUUAUCCUACGUGGCACUCCUAAGAUAGCACCAUUGUACAUGCCCUAACAGAUUCUCGUCUUUUGUUUCAGUAUGUUUAUCGUAUGGUGGCAUCACACGGCCAUUAAGCUAAUAAAUAUAACAAUUAAUUUCAUGUGUCUAAAUAAGAUAUAAGCCUAAUCGAAAAUUAGGGAGUACUACAUUGAAAUCUUUGAUGAAUCCAUUCCCAUGAACCAAAGAUUUCUGAUAUAACAAUUAAUUCCAUGCGUCUAAAUAAGAUAUAAGCCUAAUAAAAAAUUAGAGAGUACUACAUUGAAAUCUUUGAUGAAUCCAUUCCUAUGAACCAAAGAUUUCCGAUAUAACAAUCAAUUCCAUGUGUCUAAGUAAGAUAUAAGCCUAAUCGGAAAUUAGGGAGUACUACAUCGAAAUCUUUGAUGAAUCCAUUCCCAUGGACCAAAUAUUUCCGAUUGGGAAAAAAAUCAAUGAAUUGAUCUUCCAAAAUUUCAAUCGAAGACACCGGUAGUUUACUCUUUCGGUUUCGUCCACACGCAUGGACCUGCUAUCGGUGGCAGCGCCCUUUCCUUGACUGCCGGCGACUCCAUAGUAAAAUAAACCGACAUUCCACAAAGGCACAAAUGCCCGCCAGCCGGCCGGCCAGCCAGCGCACGCCCCACCCGUGUAUUUAGGCCACUCCGCCGCCCCACUCCCGAGGGAACGAAGCGAGCGAGGCUGACCAUUUCGCACGGAGGCACCGAGGACUCGAGCCAUGGCGCUGCCGCUGGUCCUGCUGGUUCUGCUCGCCGCCGUGGCGGCGGCGAGGGAGGCGCACGGGUACGUGGCGUACAACACGAGCGCGGGGACGGUGGCCGGGCUGCUGAACGUGCACCUGGUGCCGCACUCCCACGACGACGUCGGCUGGCUCAAGACCGUCGACCAGUACUACGUCGGGUCCAACAACUCCAUCCAGGGCGCGUGCGUGAUGAACACGCUGGACUCCGUGGUGGACGCACUGGCGAGGGACCCUGGCCGCAAGUUCGUCGUCGCGGAGCAGGUCACGUGCUCGCCCAAAUUCCCCGUCGAAUUUUCCUCCCUUUUGCUUUGGACGUUUCUUCCCUUGUUUCUGUCUCCACUUUACCUUGCCCACGGAAAUAUCUUCUUUUACCUCGUCGUCGUGAUUGAAGUUGAACACAGUAAUGAUUGAACAGUCAUUGCUGCUUGCUUGCUUGUGUCACGGAUGGGUGGUCUCGUUUUAAAAGAGCACGAAUCAAACCCACUGUUUCAGUGCAAGUCGGCCGGCAACCCCAUCUAGUUAAUUCGGUGGUGGGGCCACACCGUUCACGUGAUCAGCUUAUCCGGAAACGAUAUUAUAAUGACCAUAUCUUGCUCGACGAUUCUAUAUAUAGGACUGUUCAUCCUUCAGUUGGCUUGUAAUGAUUGGCCGUAUGAAUCAGCCGCGGCAUCCAGCGACAUGGUAUAUAUGGAGUACAAUGUCUCUUGUGGAAGUUACAUAGAAAAUUGUUGGCCAGAAAAUUGUUUCUCUCUUUAUGUUACUUGAUAAGUUAUAUU